UCACUUGCCAUUAUUUAAACACAACCAUGUCCAACUCUUCUUCCUCAAAACCUAUGCUUGCAGCAGCCAGCAGCCGCAGCCAUGGCUCUCCUGCCCCUCCUCCUCUCCAUGGUCUCUUCUUUUCUCUUCCUCCCCUCCAUGGCUGAGCUUCCAAGGCUGGAGCACCCACUCAAGAGCGAUGGAUCUCUCAGCUUGUUGGUGAUUGGUGACUGGGGAAGGAAGGGGACAUUUAAUCAAACACUUAUUGCAGCUCAGAUGGGGAGGAUUGGAGAAAGUCUUGACAUAGAUUUUGUGAUAUCCACUUGGGACAAUUUCUACGAGGAAGGGCUGUCAGGCAUUGACGACUAUAAAAAGUGCCAGUGUACAUGGUCGUCUAGAGUGUCAUCCGAAUCUAACUCCGACUUUCAAUUUUUCUUCCCGGCUUCUCAUCCUUUGGAAACUCCGAGCACGUCAAUCUCGUUGAAGGAAAUUAUGGAUGAUUAUUUGGGUUUAUUUUCUGAUAGUUGGUCAAUUGAGAAUGAUGUUCCUAGUGGAGAGAGUAUCUCCAGCAACAGUCACGAUUAUACAGUCGAAUUUACCACAGAUCAGGCAGGGUCUGCACAUGCGAGACUGAAGGGCAAUAGCUGCACUAAUUGA
Messenger RNA from Zingiber officinale, 636 nucleotides. RefSeq lists its product as uncharacterized. Gene Ontology annotation, molecular function: acid phosphatase activity; ferrous iron binding; ferric iron binding. NCBI's taxonomy places the organism in Eukaryota, Viridiplantae, Streptophyta, Magnoliopsida, Zingiberales, Zingiberaceae. The record is from RefSeq and is a predicted model, not a curated record. Bases 82 to 636 code for a protein of 184 amino acids. The transcript is spliced from 5 exons.